AUGUCCAACGACCUCACCGCCAAAAUCAUAUCCUCCUACGGAAACCGGGACCAACACAGCACCGGUCCAGGAGGAUUAGAUGUCAACAGCGCCGCCACCGGAUGGGACUCAAGUAGACCCGGAUCGAUAUAUACUUCCUCGAGACAGUCGGCGGCAACACUACCGAGGGCGGCAAAGAGAAAGUUCAAGAGCUACAGGCUCCGAGGAGAGUACGAGAAGCCAUGGCUUGCUGACCCGGCCAUGAAGAAGACCAGGUGGAACGACUGGAUCGUGAUUGCCUGGUGCUUGGUUGGGUUGGCGGGUGCCGGUGUCAUCUGCUUUAUGGGCAUCAGACAAUACCAGACUGGGCCAUUUUGUCUGGUGUUUGAAGAUGACUUUAAGACACUAGACACGAGCGUGUGGACGCACAUGGUGACGCUCGAUGGAUUUGGAACAGGGUCCUUCGACUGGACCACUACCGAUCCCAAGAACUCGUACAUCGACGGGGAAGGACUUCAUAUUGUCCCGACUCUUACGAAUGAGACUACAGACAUUACCAAUGACCAGCUCUUUGCCAACUACACGCUCGAUCUGAGGAAAGAUAAGUCUUGCACGGGCACAACCAAUGCCUCUUGCAUGGCAAUGUCUGAUCCGAAGACGGGUGCCAUGAUCCCGCCCGUUCGCUCUGCUCGCUUGGUCACCAAGGACACCAAGACACUCCGAUACGGUCGUGUCGAGGUUGUAGCAAAGCUCCCCAAGGGAGACUGGUUGUGGCCCGCCAUUUGGAUGAUGCCACAAGACUCCACCUACGGCGUCUGGCCCCGCUCCGGUGAAAUCGACAUCAUGGAAUCGCGCGGCAACGGAUACGACUACGAAACCGGCGGCCGAGACCUCUACUACGGCUCCCUGCACUGGGGCCCCUCGACACAAACAGACGCCUACUGGCGCACGACCGCGGCCAAGCGUCUCAAGCGCGGCGAUUUUUCGGAAUCCUUCCACACGUUCGGCCUCGAGUGGGACGAGAAGUACAUCUACUUUUACCUCAACAACCGCCUGACCCAAAUCAUGCACGUUGGGUUUAAUCAGAAGGAAGACCUCUGGAAGAAGGGCGAGUUUGCCCAGAUGAAGGAGAAUGAUACCCUCUUUGAAAAUCCCUGGGCGGGAAGUGAUUCACAGACAGGCAAUGCGCCGUUUGAUCAGCCAUUUUAUUUGAUUUUGAAUGUGGCUGUGGGGAGCAAAAUUGGGUGGUUUCCUGAUAACAAGGGAAACAAACCCUGGCUUGACUCGGCCACCAACUCCCAGUGGACGUUCUGGUCGGCGGCUGAUCAGUGGCUGCCCACUUGGGGAGAGGGCGAUCAGCGUGGUAUGACGGUGAAGUCGGUUAGGAUGUGGAAGAAGGGUGCUUGCUAG
This is a messenger RNA of Sordaria macrospora k-hell, 1389 nucleotides long. RefSeq lists its product as uncharacterized. Lineage: Eukaryota; Fungi; Ascomycota; Sordariomycetes; Sordariales; Sordariaceae. Gene Ontology annotation, molecular function: hydrolase activity, hydrolyzing O-glycosyl compounds. The record is from RefSeq and is a predicted model, not a curated record. Gene Ontology annotation, biological process: carbohydrate metabolic process.